This is a messenger RNA of Sphaerodactylus townsendi, 3230 nucleotides long. RefSeq names its product secretion associated Ras related GTPase 1A (gene SAR1A). The transcript is spliced from 7 exons. Gene Ontology annotation, biological process: intracellular protein transport; endoplasmic reticulum to Golgi vesicle-mediated transport; vesicle organization. The record is from RefSeq and is a predicted model, not a curated record. Lineage: Eukaryota; Metazoa; Chordata; Lepidosauria; Squamata; Sphaerodactylidae. Gene Ontology annotation, molecular function: GTPase activity; GTP binding. Gene Ontology annotation, cellular component: COPII vesicle coat; endoplasmic reticulum exit site. Bases 144 to 740 code for a protein of 198 amino acids.
CUUUCGUCCCGGGCGGGGGUCCCUCCGUCCCCCUGAGCCCUUUCGGGAGUGAAGGCCCUACGGUGCCGGGCGACGGCGUGGGAGUGCUGGCGGGCCCUGCUUCUUUCCCCGAGCCUCCGUCUCCCCGGCAGUUGAUUUCCACAAUGUCGUUCAUAUUUGAAUGGAUCUACAAUGGCUUCAGCAGCGUACUGCAGUUUCUAGGAUUAUACAAGAAGUCUGGCAAGUUAGUCUUCUUGGGCUUAGAUAAUGCAGGCAAAACCACCCUUCUGCACAUGCUAAAAGAUGACAGAUUGGGUCAGCAUGUUCCUACACUGCAUCCAACUUCGGAAGAGCUGACCAUUGCUGGAAUGACAUUCACAACUUUUGACCUUGGUGGCCAUGAGCAAGCUCGACGUGUCUGGAAGAACUACCUACCAGCAAUCAAUGGGAUUGUCUUUUUAGUGGACUGUGCAGAUCACUCACGCCUUCUGGAAUCCAAAGUUGAGCUCAACGCAUUAAUGACUGAUGAAACAAUAUCCAAUGUGCCCAUUCUUAUCUUGGGUAACAAAAUCGAUAGACCAGAAGCUAUCAGCGAGGAGAAGCUGCGAGAAAUUUUUGGACUUUAUGGACAGACCACAGGAAAGGGAAGUGUGCCACUGAAGGACCUGAACACACGCCCCAUGGAAGUGUUCAUGUGUAGCGUAUUGAAGAGACAAGGCUAUGGCGAAGGUUUCCGUUGGCUAUCACAGUACAUUGACUGAUAUUUGGAGAGAUGGAUCUACGCCUGGACUGAUCCUGUUCACAGCUUCCUUAUGGACUUUUCUAUUGAACAUGGAAGGCUCUCCGACCGCAUACUAGUAGUGACCCAGAAAUUCCUGUCUUCAGUUACCCUACAUCACAGUGGUGAUACAGUUAUUUUCCUCAUGCCUGGGAGAUUACACUCUGUACACUGGUGCAGGUUGUCACUUCCAGUGGUCGUGGUUUCCUGUGGAAACCGUGGCUUUCAGUUGCAGUGGGUCUGGUGAGCUGGGGUGAGAAACUCUGCACACAGUACUCUAGUGACUGAACAAGGAACAUGUCUCACCACUGUAGCCAAUUGACUUCAAAGAAAGCAAUUAUAUUUUUAAAAGAAAGUGUUUAAUGUAAAUGGUGUCCCUUUUAGAUUUUUUUUUCCUCAUUUAACAUUCAUCUUGUUUGGGCCAGAAUCUGUUAGGAUUUUUUAAAAUCUAUUUAAGAAUAUUUAGGUAGUUCCCAAAUUACUGAACCAGCUAUCAUGAUAUUCAAAAAAACUUUAGUAAACAGAGCGGGGCUUAAUAGCCUGAUGAGAGGGUUGUGCUGUGUCACACUGCUUGAUCAUGAAGAUGGUGCUAUUGGGACUGACUUGUGCAAUGAUUUUUUUUCUUUUUAAUUUACAGGGAGUUUAGUUGGGGGCGGGGUGGGGGCAAUAAAACACGCACACAGGCACACUCAUUCUCGUUUUCCAUGUCCUUAUGGGUAGGAGUCUGGUUGCGGUUAAUCACCUUUGCUCACCCCUUCAAGUUACGAUCACUUUCUCGCCGGCCAUCUCUUUUGCAGCAGCAAUGUUCACUGACGUAUGGAUCAUUACUACAUUGCAGGCAAUUGCUGAAAACAGCAGUAGAAAUCAUGAAAUGGUUUUGUUGGGUUACUAUGGCAUUAAAGUGUUCCAACAUAUGCAUAUCAUAAUGCUAUUAAUGUAAACUAACCCCUUUUCUUUUUUUUAUAUUCAACAGAGCUUGUGUUUGAAUUUCCAUUCCUGUCUCCACAUCUUCAUUUUUAGUAAAAAAAUAAUAAUAAUAAGCAAAAAAAAAGAGAAAAGUAAGACAUUUCUCAGAGAGGUUUAAGUAGGUCUGGAAAUAUCUUGGCUUAGUUCUGGACUCUGUUAGAAAACAUGAAAUACAAAACAGUAUAGCAGGUGAACGGCAGCUUUGGUACUCGAGGCGCUUGUUCUGUAGAGAGGUAUAUCGAUGCUGUGAAUAGUGUGUUGUGAUUUGAUUGGCAGCUGUGGUCUUGUGCCCUUUGUCUUAACAGUUGGUUCACUGAAAGAGAAUAAGAUCCUUGACAGUUGAAAGGCCCAAUGCUUCUUGUGCUGGUGGUGAUUGCAUAGUACCCACAAGUGUUGAAAAUGCAGUUACUUCAACUUUGGAAUCUCAACUUUGCCCAGUGCUCUGACAUGUCAGGGUUUUUUUUUUCAACUUACCUAAAGCUGUGUAAACUCUUUGAGUGCCAAGUAGUCCCCUGACAAUACUCUUCUGAGAUGUGUAAUGCAACUAUACUUUGCUGUCAGCGAAAGACGUUGAACGUGCUGCAGAAAUGAUACACUUAAUUUGUACAUGUUGAGAAGUCUGACUUGCAAAGGGUAAACUGGUUGGUAUACUCCCGAGAUGGCGGCCCUGUACCUUGAUUGGAAGAACCAUGAAAUAACAGACUAUUCCUGAAAAGGUAACUAGGCAGAAGUCUGACUCCAGGACCAAGAGGGCUCCCACUUCUAGAAUGUAAGUCAUUUUGUAUCUAUUCGCCUGUGUCUUCACCAGAAUGGCAGCAUAUUGCAGCACUGAAGUCUGAGUCCUUGUAAUCCUGUCUCUGUGAAGCCUGUGGGUUUUCUGUAGAAGGAUCUUCACUCAUCUAUCUGUGACUUUCACUUAGGCUAAAGUGCCUAUGGGUUUGAUGCCAAGGAGGUGUUAAGAGAACCACAUCAAACUGUAGUGGCCCAGCGGAUGCUCUUGACUCCAUUGAUCCAACGUAAAUAAUUCUCUCUCCAGUACCGAGCAAAUAGAGUUCUCCUACUUGGCUGUUACAUUCAAGGAAUGCAAAUGGAUGGUUCUUCUUAAAUCAACAUGCAACUUGCUCACCCUUACCUGAAAUGGCACGUUCUGGUUCCAUGCUUAAAACAGAAGACCUUGUAGGCAGAGCCAUAAGAUUGUGCCCUGUCAAAGCACAGCCUUCUAUGAAGGUGGUAAGCAUAGCCACUGGAGAAAGUGACUGUGAAUGACUGCCCCGUUUCUCCCCUCUGCCUGCCAUGUACUGUCAAUAGACGAGUUUUAACACCUUGAUGUAUGGAUAUAAAGUUUAAUAUAUACUUUAGAAAUUGGACUACAGAUUGGAAAGUCAAGAGAACAUCAUUCUGUUGGCAAAAUGUUUUAACUUCCCAUUUCUGGAAACAUGAAACAUGUUUGCAGAGAGAGGUUUGUCUGUAUCCAACACAUUUUAAUAAAGUUUUUUUAAAAAAAAAA